CACUUGAAAAACACCAGACCUCCACCAUACACAAGGGGGUGCUGUUCAUUCUGCCCUAGUGUUGUGUUUCUAAGUGAAGGAGAAUGGGUAGAAACAAAAAGAUGGUCUCUUUCCAGUUACCUAAUGAUGCUGCUAAACAGGAUAAAGCAUCCAAUGCUAGUUCAGAAAUGAAAACCGGUGUGGAGAAACUGCAUCUGCAAGCUAAGGAGGCUUUGAAUGUGGAGAAGAACUCAAGGGCCGGGACUGUGGUUGUGAGACGAUCAAGUCGUAUUAAGAGUUUGACCCCAUCUACUAAUAGCCCUGAGUUGGAACAUGUUCCGGAACAUGUUGAUCUUGUUGAAGAGGAAAAGGAACAAGAAACUGAGUUUCAGCCAGUUGGCAAUCUGCUUGUUGAAGAGGAACAGGAACAAGAGGUUCAGCCAGGUAGCAAUCCUCCAGAAGCGCACGGAGGAAGCCUGGAAGAGAAACUCGAUUAUCUUGUUGAAGCUGUAGAUUAUUUGAAGUUCAAGGUUUGUAAACGAGAUGCAAUGGCGGUCCCUUCUCCUGAUCUCAGCUACAAAAGCUUGUACCUCAGUUCACAAAAGCAGAUUCAGAUGUUGAUAGAUGAACAACUUAGGCUGGUCAAGAAGCUGGAAUUCGCUCGUGGAAAAAUUGCAGCAUAUGAGGAGAUGAAGGUUGCUGUGGGAGGUCAGAAGGAGUUUGUGCUAGUCUCCGAACUGGCAAAUGCUGCAGGCGUUGCCACUGCAAGCUUAUCGCCUAAAGUAGAUCAAAAGAGUAGCCCAUCUCCUCCGCCUGAAGCAGUUCAAAAGAGUGGCCUGCCAUCUCCCAACGUUCGUAAGCAAAGUAAGCAAAUUGGCCAGAAACGGGCGAGGUGUUGAUGCUGCUGUUAGUCGUCGUAAGUAGGACAUAUCUUUGUGGUGGUGGCUUCUACCUUUAUUGGGGUUAGUGUGCAAAUGUUGUUUAGACUUUGUGGCUAUUUUGUGGCUAGUAGAAGAGAAGAGUGACGAUGAAAACUUGUAGUACUACUAUAGUAUUUUGCACUGUUUCCUUAAGGCUUGUUGAGUUGUUGUC
Salvia hispanica is the source of this 1071-nucleotide messenger RNA. RefSeq lists its product as uncharacterized. NCBI's taxonomy places the organism in Eukaryota, Viridiplantae, Streptophyta, Magnoliopsida, Lamiales, Lamiaceae. The record is from RefSeq and is a predicted model, not a curated record.